AUGGUUUUCCAGACCCCACCCAUGACCACCCCGGAGUACUGCACCGCAGACUUCUCGCUUAUCCCCAUCGGCUCCAAAGACGUCUCCUUCUCCAAGCAAGUCGCCGAGAUCCAGCGUUUGAUCCAGAACACCGGCCUCAAGUCCCAGAUGCAUGCCACCGGCACCACCGUGGAGGGAACAUGGGACCAGGUAUCGCAGACCAUCGGAUGCGCUCACACCAUGAUCCAUAACGAGGGGGUGGGCAGGAUCCAGACGGAUAUCCGCAUCGCAACACGGACCGAUAAGAUGCAGCCGAUGGAGGAGAGUAUCUCCUCCGUGCAGCGGGUGUUGUCUACUUGAUUGUGAUGCGAUGCGAGUUGUGUUCGGGGAUACGAAAAGUGACGAUUGGUGCUUUGUGUUGCUUGGUGGAGUGCGGAUUGUUGUACUGGGAUGGAUGAUGGAGUAGGCUAGGUUUAGUAAUGAAAUUGUCCCUUUUUGUCUUCUUCGAAAUGUAGUAGACCGAAGGCUGUGACUGUAGGUUGUGGGUUUGGUGAUAGAAGCAUUGAGGAGGUGUCUUCUGCUACGGAGCUGGAGCACCCGGAAAAUUCG
This is a messenger RNA of Aspergillus fijiensis CBS 313.89, 588 nucleotides long. RefSeq names its product thiamine-binding protein. The coding region runs from base 1 to 339 and encodes 112 amino acids. The record is from RefSeq and is a predicted model, not a curated record. Gene Ontology annotation, cellular component: cytosol. The transcript is spliced from 4 exons. NCBI's taxonomy places the organism in Eukaryota, Fungi, Ascomycota, Eurotiomycetes, Eurotiales, Aspergillaceae.